Hibiscus syriacus is the source of this 1240-nucleotide messenger RNA. RefSeq names its product probable purine permease 11. Gene Ontology annotation, cellular component: membrane. The record is from RefSeq and is a predicted model, not a curated record. Gene Ontology annotation, molecular function: purine nucleoside transmembrane transporter activity. Lineage: Eukaryota; Viridiplantae; Streptophyta; Magnoliopsida; Malvales; Malvaceae. The transcript has 2 exons. Bases 71 to 1204 code for a protein of 377 amino acids.
AUUUGAACAUUAUCUCAUCACCUUAAAAUAUCUGUCUGCUGCUCCUUUGUUCAUCUUCUGCUGCACCUUCAUGGAGGAGCCUCAAAUGGGUGUUGAACUGCAAACCAGAGUUCAUACCCAGAAUCAAGAUAAAGACCUUUCUUCUGCAAAUCAGCCUCAGUCUUCAAGAUUCAGGCAUUACAAAUGGUGGAUUCGUGUGAUAAGUUAUAUUGUUUUUCUUAUCGCCGGCCAAUCGGCGGCUACGUUGCUCGGAAGAUUGUAUUAUGACAAAGGAGGGAACAGUAAGUGGAUGGCAACGUUUGUUCAAUCGGCAGGGUUCCCAAUUUUACUCCCUCUCUUGUUUUACUUCUCGUCACCAUUCUCCAAAUCAAACCAUAGGGGUGUUUCUUGCACCACAAAGCAACCGACGAUUUCGACCCUUGUUGUGCUCUAUUUCGGUUUCGGUUUACUCUUGACGGGAGACAACAUGAUGUACUCGUAUGGCCUUCUGUAUGUCCCGGUGUCGACGUAUUCGCUACUCUGUGCGACUCAACUGGCCUUCAAUGCCUUCUUUUCCUUUUUCCUCAACUCCCAAAAGUUCACUCCUUUUAUACUCAACUCUGUUAUCUUACUUACCAUCUCAGCAGCCCUCCUAGCAGUCAAUUCAGGCUCAGAAAACACCUCAACCGUCUCGAAAGAGAAGUACGCGAUCGGAUUCAUAUGCACCAUCGGGGCGUCGGCGGCCUACUCUUUAUACCUUUCACUUGUACAGUUUUCAUUCGAAAAGGUCAUAAAAAGAGAGACCUUCUCCGCGGUCCUGGACAUGCAAAUCUACCCUUCAUUCGUCGCCACCUGCGGGUGCGUCGUCGGGUUGUUCGCGAGCGGAGAAUGGAGGGGUUUAUCGGAUGAAAUGAACGAAUACGGAAAUGGGAAGGUAUCCUAUCUGAUGACAUUGAUUUUUACGGCGGUGACAUGGCAGGUUUCGUCGAUCGGAUUGCUGGGAUUGGUUUUCGAAGUGUCGUCUCUGUUCUCGAAUGUGAUUAGUACUUUGAGUUUGCCUGUGAUCCCCAUUCUUGCUGUGAUGUUCUUCCAUGACAAGAUGGAUGGUGUUAAGGCCAUGGCCAUGGUUUUGGCCAUAUGGGGUUUCAUUUCAUACCUCUAUCAACACUAUUUAGAUGAUUCUAAAUCCAAAAGGGCAAAUUCCAAUGAAGUUGCUCAGGUCUAGGGUAUUUCAAUAUGCCAUUGAAUCCAGUCUCUUUUU